Messenger RNA from Rhineura floridana, 5127 nucleotides. RefSeq names its product endoplasmic reticulum to nucleus signaling 1 (gene ERN1). The record is from RefSeq and is a predicted model, not a curated record. Lineage: Eukaryota; Metazoa; Chordata; Lepidosauria; Squamata; Rhineuridae. The transcript has 23 exons. Gene Ontology annotation, cellular component: IRE1-TRAF2-ASK1 complex. Gene Ontology annotation, molecular function: protein serine/threonine kinase activity; RNA endonuclease activity; ATP binding. Gene Ontology annotation, biological process: mRNA processing; IRE1-mediated unfolded protein response; intrinsic apoptotic signaling pathway in response to endoplasmic reticulum stress. The coding region runs from base 207 to 3317 and encodes 1036 amino acids.
UCUACUUCGCCCUCCUCCUCUCGCCUCCACCUUUGACUUCCCUCCUCGGGUGCGACUGUGUGGCUGACGCGAAAGGCUCAGCUCCGCCUCCGGAGGAGGAAGGGCCGGGCACGCUGCAGUCAGGGCCACCAGGGAGCUGCUGAGCCGGCCGGACAUUCUGCUGUGACUCGCGGCGGGCCCCGGUGGUGGCUCCGACGGCAAGAGGCAUGGAGCUGGAUGGUCGUGCCGCGCGGGACCGUCUGGCCCUGAGUCGAUGCCUCCUCAGGCUGGGCGCUCUGUUGCUGCUCCUCUUGUUGGGGGCCCGGAACUGUGGAAAUGCCAAUUCAGUGACCCUACCAGAGACAUUGUUGUUUGUUUCAACUCUUGAUGGGAGUUUGCAUGCUGUUAGCAAAAGGACGGGGUCAAUUAAGUGGACUUUAAAAGAAGAUCCUGUACUUCAGGUGCCAUUACACGUGGAAGAUCCUAGGCCAGCAUUUCUUCCCGAUCCUAACGAUGGAAGUCUGUACACACUUGGUGGCAAGAAUAAUGAAGGCUUGACUAAAUUACCAUUCACCAUUCCUGAGCUAGUUCAAGCAUCCCCUUGCCGCAGUUCAGAUGGAAUUCUGUACAUGGGAAAAAAGCAGGAUAGCUGGUAUGUGGUAGACCUCAUGACAGGAGAAAAACAGCAAACAUUGACUUCUUCAUUUGCUGAAAGCUUGUGUCCAUCUACGUCCCUCCUGUAUCUUGGCCGGACAGAAUAUACCAUCACAAUGUAUGAUACCAAGAGUAAGGAGCUGCGAUGGAAUGCCACUUACUUUGACUAUGCAGCCACCUUGCCGGAUGAAGAUGUCCAAUACAAAAUGUCUCACUUUGCAUCUAACGGAGAUGGGCUGGUGGUAACUGUGGACAGUGAGUCGGGGGAUGUCUUGUGGAUCCAGAAUUAUGGCUCCCCUGUUGUAGCUUUUUAUAUCUGGCAGCGGGAAGGGUUAUGGAAAGUGAUGCACACAAAUGUGGGUAUAGAAACACUGCGUUAUCUGACAUUCAUGUCUGGCGAAGUUGGACGCAUUACUAAGUGGAAGUAUCCCUUUCCAAAAGAAACAGAAGCCAAAAGCAAAUUGAUGCCAACACUCUACGUAGGAAAAUAUUCCACAGGCUUGUAUGCAUCACCAUCGAUGGUUCAUGAAGGAGUGGCUAUUAUGCCCCGGGGAAGUCCCAUACCUCUGAUUGAGGGUCCAAAAACACAUGGUAUCACAAUUGAAGAGUGUGUUAUCACCCCCAGUACAGAUCUAAAGUUUUCAUCUGGAUUUAAACAAAAGAACAGUCUGCGCUAUUUGAGGAACCACUGGCUUUUAAUAGGGCACCAUGAGACACCCUUAUCAGCCCCAACAAAGAUCCUGGAGAAAUUUCCAAGCAAUCUGCCAAAGCGGCAUGAAAAUGUAAUCCCAGCAGAUUCAGACAAAGCUGCUUUUGAAGAGGCAAUCAAUAUGGCUGGAAGUUCUACAAAAGACUUGCCUCCUCCCAUUCCGAAGAAUGUUGGAGAGACCCCCAGUGAAACAGCACCCCGGACAGAGGCUCCAGUCGAUUCCAUAUUAAAAGACAUGGCUACUGUCAUCCUGAGCACUUUCUUACUUGUUGGCUGGGUAGCCUUUGUCAUCACAUAUCCAAUGGCACAGAGGAUGGCUUACAGACCAACAAAUUACAAUGUACACAGUAUCAACAACGAUAUAAAUAAAGAGUGGUAUCAAAUGUGUCCCUCUACUCAUGGAAAGCUCUUUACUCCAGAAGUGGCUUCAGUGAACAUAGGGGGUGGGGAGAGUGUCCAUCAUCAGCAACAGCGACAACACCAGCAAUUCCAGAAACAGCUGGAGGAGAAGAUACAGUUAUUGCAGCAGCAGCAGCCCUUCAGUCCUCCCAUUGACCUGCCCUCUGAAGGGGCAGAAUUCCUGGAUGGCUCCUGCAUCAGGCCAGAGAGCUCAGCCACCAGCUCACCAAACAUGUCUCCAAAAGCAUCAAACCACUCUGCGUAUUCCAAUGUCUCUGCCUCUGAUGUUGGAAGCUGCCUUUCCACUGAGCAAGAAGAAGAUGAAAACACAGCCACUGUAGUGGUUGGAAAGAUUUCAUUCCACCCAAAGGAUGUGCUUGGCCAUGGAGCUGAGGGAACAAUUGUUUACAGGGGGACAUUUGACAAUCGAGAUGUUGCUGUGAAGAGAAUUCUCCCCGAAUGUUUCAGCUUUGCUGACCGGGAGGUGCAGCUGUUGCGAGAAUCUGAUGAACAUCCAAAUGUGAUCCGCUAUUUUUGUACAGAGAAGGACCGUCAGUUCCAAUACAUAGCCCUUGAGCUCUGUGCUGCUACUUUACAAGAGUAUGUGGAACAGAAGGACUUCAGUCACCAUGGUUUGCAGCCGAUCACCCUUUUACAACAGACAAUGUCUGGCCUUGCUUAUCUCCACUCUCUCAAUAUUGUCCACAGAGAUCUGAAGCCCCAUAAUAUCCUCAUUUCCAUGCCGAAUGCCCAUGGCAAGGUCAAAGCCAUGAUUUCAGACUUUGGCCUCUGUAAGAAGCUUGCAGUGGGCAGGCACAGUUUUAGCCGUCGGUCUGGAGUACCAGGCACUGAAGGUUGGAUUGCUCCAGAGAUACUGAGUGAGGAUUGCAAAGAGAACCCGACACACACAGUAGAUAUUUUUUCAGCUGGAUGUGUCUUCUACUAUGUGAUAUCUGAAGGCAACCAUCCAUUUGGCAAAUCCCUGCAGCGGCAAGCCAACAUUUUGCUAGGUGCUUACAGUCUAGACUUCCUAAAUCCAGAGAAGCAUGAGGACAUCGUUGCUCGUGACUUAAUAGAGCAAAUGAUAAGUACAGAUGCUCAGAUGCGUCCUUCGGCUAACUGUGUACUAAAGCAUCCAUUCUUCUGGAGUUUAGAGAAGCAGCUCCAGUUUUUCCAGGAUGUGAGUGAUCGAAUAGAAAAAGAAUCCUUAGAUGGUCCAAUAGUCAAAGAGUUGGAAAGAGGAGGAAGAGCAGUAGUGAAUAUGGACUGGAGGGAGCACAUCACGGUCCCUCUGCAGACAGAUCUUCGAAGAUUCCGAUCCUAUAAAGGGGGCUCAGUAAGAGAUCUCCUGCGGGCAAUGAGGAACAAGAAACACCAUUAUAGGGAACUGCCCCCUGAAGUGCAGGAGACUCUGGGUUCUGUCCCAGAUGACUUUGUACAUUACUUUACUCUGCGUUUCCCUCACCUUCUUUUGCACACCUACCAUGCUAUGCAGAUCUGCUGCCAGGAAAGACUAUUCCAACCUUAUUAUAUGCAGGACUCUGAUGGGCACAUUUUCCCCGGAGAUGGUGUUUGAGAGAUGGAGACUCUUUGUUCUUUGCACAAACAGGGCUGUGAAACAGGCCUGUCCUUAGCAGCGUGACUGGAGGGAUCGUCAAAGAGUGAAAAAGCCUCUUUGAGAGAUCCAGACUUAUCAAAGGUGCCUUGGACUCCACCUGCUCUGACUCAGGAAAAAAAGGACUCCAGGUAGGAAUCCAAAGACGAAGAUGUGGCAACUUACAGAAAAGCUUUAUACCGCAGAAGACAGGAGCAGUCAAAAGGCAGCUCCUACAAAGAAAAGUGAAGAGGAGUAUAUAAAACAGAUCAGCUUGGCACAAGCAUCGCUGUUAUUAUUACACUGUAAGCUCUUUUUAUACUGGCAUUCAGGCAACUUUACUGCACAGAAUCAUACCAAAAAAAAAAAGAUUGACUGAAACCAUAACAUUGCCAAGCAUCUUCUGGAUCUCAGGAAAGAGCAUUCUAACUGUAGUGUGCGCCAUUUCUGUCCAUUAUUGUCCCGCGCCCAUAUUGUGCACUUCAAACACACACAGAUACUAAUUUUUUAAAGGGAAAAUGUUAGUUUAAACAUUCCAGAUUCAGCACAAGAAAUACAGUGGUUCAGUAAAGAGGACAGACCUCCAAAUAUGAGUCUCAAAAUACUUUUGGUUAGACCUAAAGUUAUCAUUGAAAUCACCAACUGGAAGCAUCAGUCCAAAUGCUAAUAGCUCACAAAUAUAUAAUAGAAUUUGCAUACUAUUAUAUUUUUUAAAAAUGAGACAAAUACGCACACACACAAAUCCAGAUAUUUCUGGACCAAGAUUCGGCUUUGGACACAGUGCUGGAAAUCCCUAAUACUUUUGGAGAAAUCCAUUCAGAUGUCAUUUCUGGUUUCUUUACAAGAAUGUGACUAGCCUGACAGUGUGAUUUAGAUGCAACAGUUGACACAGCUAGACGUGCUUAAUUUUAUUUGUAGGCUUAAGUUGUUUAGCCAGAGGCAACAGAACUUAGCAGCAGAAAGCAGAGCUAGCCAUAAAUUAUUUUUUUAAAUGUAGGAAAACCUGAUUUUUGUGUGUGUUUCUAUCAAGCAGUAGAAACCCAGUUUCCUGUCCAAAUGAAACCUGGGAAGCUACAGAAAGAGGCAUCUGCUUCCCAUUUUGAAGAAUGCAGUUUUCCUUUUCAGUGUCCCUAAAACUGUGAUGCACACAUUGCAUGUGGAGAAGGCGUUAAGAAUCCCCAGUGAAGUGCUCUAAAGCUCCAAUGUUAUAUUUGUAGUAUUCUUUUACAAAAUAUUUAUUUUACAUAUUUAUAUUUAUUUAAUUUUUAUUACAAAGUGGUACCACACUGAAAUGGUACACAUGUAUAGCAUGCCAAACUUUUAAAUAAAUAAAUAAAUAAGCAAAAUCCUCUCUGGUGCAGUAAUUAUUUUUUUAGGUUGACAAGGAAAAGGUAUACUGCAUCUUUUCAACCAAGCAUUUUCAUUAGAUCUGGAUGAAAUGUUCUAUAAUGUAAGGAAGCUUUUAAUUUGUGUGGCUGUACUCUUUGUGUGUCUCAAAUUGAGUAAAUUAUUAAUGGUUAAUUGUAUGAUUGGGCAUUGAUAAGGGUAUUUGUCUUUUGUUCUAAUCAUUUUGCGUCUGACAUUACAGGGAAAUGGUUUUUUUCUAGUUUUAUAAUGCAACAGCAGAUAUAUUAAGGUACGAUAUCCAAAUAUGGAUGUUACAAGAUUUUAAAGCUUGAAAAUAAUGGUAGCCUUAACCUAACUUAAAUGAAAAUCAUAUUUCAUAUUUUUGUAGUUCUGCUGUACAAUACUUUUAUAUUUCUUCUAAAUAUGAAAUGCACCCAAAGAUUAA